Messenger RNA from Epinephelus moara (kelp grouper), 2659 nucleotides. RefSeq names its product succinate dehydrogenase complex, subunit A, flavoprotein (Fp) (gene sdha). The transcript is spliced from 15 exons. Gene Ontology annotation, molecular function: electron transfer activity; succinate dehydrogenase (quinone) activity; flavin adenine dinucleotide binding. The record is from RefSeq and is a predicted model, not a curated record. Gene Ontology annotation, biological process: tricarboxylic acid cycle; mitochondrial electron transport, succinate to ubiquinone. NCBI's taxonomy places the organism in Eukaryota, Metazoa, Chordata, Actinopteri, Perciformes, Serranidae. Bases 61 to 2052 code for a protein of 663 amino acids.
CAUUGCUACGGAAUAUCUUAUCCUCCGCUCUGGCUCUGAAUCGGUCCCUCAACCAACAACAUGGCGAGUGUUCGUGCUGCCUCCUGUCUCCUCUCCAAGAAGAUAUUAUCUAAAACAAAAGCAGUCCCUGCUGCUGCUGUUCAGGGAUCCAGGAACUUUCACUUCUCCAUCUAUGGCAAGAAGAAAAGUGCUAAGAUAUCUGAUGAUAUCUCUACUCAGUACCCAGUAGUGGAUCAUGAGUUUGAUGCUGUGGUGGUAGGAGCUGGAGGAGCAGGACUUAGGGCAGCUUUUGGACUUUCUGAGGCUGGCUUCAACACUGCCUGCGUCACCAAGCUCUUCCCCACCAGAUCUCACACUGUAGCUGCACAGGGUGGGAUCAAUGCAGCUUUGGGGAACAUGGAAGAGGAUGACUGGAGGUGGCAUUUCUAUGACACAGUAAAGGGAUCUGAUUGGCUGGGGGACCAGGAUGCUAUUCACUACAUGACAGAGCAGGCUCCUGCAGCAGUAGUGGAGCUGGAGAACUUUGGCAUGCCGUUCAGCCGCACUGAAGACGGCAGGAUCUACCAGAGGGCCUUUGGAGGUCAGAGUCUUAAGUAUGGAAAAGGAGGCCAGGCCCACCGCUGCUGCUGUGUAGCAGACAGGACAGGACACUCGCUACUGCAUACGCUUUAUGGACGGUCGCUUCGUUACGACACCAGUUACUUUGUAGAGUACUUUGCCCUGGACCUGCUGAUGGAAAACGGAGAGUGUAAAGGAGUGAUCGCUCUGUGCAUGGAGGACGGAUCUAUUCACCGCUUCAGAGCACAGAACACUGUCAUAGCUACUGGGGGUUAUGGAAGAACCUAUUUCAGCUGCACAUCUGCCCACACCAGCACAGGAGAUGGAAAUGCAAUGGUGACCAGAGCUGGCCUGCCCUGCCAGGAUUUGGAGUUUGUACAGUUCCAUCCCACAGGAAUCUACGGAGCUGGUUGUCUGAUCACAGAGGGUUGCCGUGGCGAGGGAGGGAUCCUGAUCAACAGUGAGGGAGAGCGAUUCAUGGAGCGCUACGCACCCAACGCCAAAGAUCUGGCUUCCAGAGACGUGGUGUCCCGCUCCAUGACCAUAGAGAUCAGAGAGGGCAGGGGUGUUGGUCCAGACAAGGACCACGUGUACCUACAGCUUCACCACCUGCCUCCCCAGCAGCUGGCCACAAGGCUGCCUGGUAUCUCAGAGACAGCCAUGAUCUUUGCUGGAGUUGACGUUACUAAAGAGCCCAUUCCUGUCCUGCCCACCGUUCAUUACAAUAUGGGUGGAGUACCCACAAACUACAAGGGACAGGUGAUCACUCAUACCGAUGGACAAGACAAGGUGGUUCGUGGACUGUAUGCCUGCGGCGAGGCGGCAAGUGCCAGUGUCCAUGGUGCUAACCGACUGGGUGCUAACUCUCUGCUUGACCUGGUGGUGUUCGGCAGAGCCUGCGCCCUGACUAUCGCAGAGGAGCACAAACCUGGAGAGACACUGUCCCCUCUGGCGCCCAGUGCAGGAGAGGAGUCUGUAGCCAACCUGGACAAGCUGAGGUUUGCCAAUGGAAGCUUGAGAACCUCUGAGAUCAGGCUCAACAUGCAGAAGACCAUGCAGGCCCACGCUGCAGUGUUCCGUACCGGCGCAGUUCUGAAGGAGGGAUGCGACAAGAUGGACGCCAUUUACCAGACCCUGGAUGAUAUCAAGACCUUUGACAGAGGCAUCGUCUGGAACACAGACCUAGUGGAAAGUUUGGAGCUGCAGAAUCUGAUGCUGAAUGGCAUCCAGACCAUCCACUCCGCUGAGCAGAGAAAGGAGAGCCGGGGAGCCCACGCCAGAGAGGACUUCAAGGAUCGAAUUGAUGAGUACGACUACUCAAAGCCUCUGCAGGGUCAGGAGAAGAAGCCCUAUGAUCAGCACUGGAGGAAACACACACUAUCCUACGUCGACCCCAAGACUGGAAAGGUGACCCUGGAGUACCGCCCCGUCAUUGACAGCUCUCUGGACGAGCAGGACUGUGCCCACGUCCCUCCUGCCAUCCGCUCCUACUAAGACCAUCUCCUUCCCCUCUCCUUCCUCUGCUCUCACAUUCAGUUCGCUCAUUAUCUUCUAUUUAUAAAAAUACAUUUCCUCUAGUAGAGAUAAUCAUUUUGGGACAAACUAUGCUCAUGGUUACACGUGUAUCCAUUUAGUAUGGUUAAAUACAAAACUGUUUUGUCUAUAAACUUCAUCACCUCGUCUCACCUUCCUGUUCCUCUGUGUGCUUUGCCUUGAUUUAAUCUACAUGCAGCUGAGAAGAUAUUUCAACAUGGAUCUUGUGACCUCUCACACUGUGUGAGCUGGUCCUAUUAUGUUGUCGGAAGCUCAAGACAAGUGGGCGUCUUUUAAGACACUAUCUGAAGAACGAAAAGAUAGAGAAUAGUAAACAUGUGUUGCACGUUGCAAGCUUGGCUUUUUGUGAUGACGCCAUACUCUUGUUUCUGAGUCUUGCAUUGCAGUCUUUAAAUAUAUCUUCUCUCCUAUGGCUUUCUGAAGUGAAGAGAUGGUGGGAGUGAUGGCCAAGUUUUGAAAUGCAAAUGUCAGAGACAGGAUACAGAGGGAAGCUUUAAGUAUGUAAAUAUUGCAUAAAUGUACAAUAAACAUGACGAGUUAUACUGUA